This is a messenger RNA of Protopterus annectens (West African lungfish), 2675 nucleotides long. RefSeq names its product zinc finger CCHC-type containing 14 (gene ZCCHC14). The transcript has 9 exons. The record is from RefSeq and is a predicted model, not a curated record. Lineage: Eukaryota; Metazoa; Chordata; Ceratodontiformes; Protopteridae. Gene Ontology annotation, molecular function: protein binding; phosphatidylinositol binding. The coding region runs from base 823 to 2325 and encodes 500 amino acids.
UUGCAGUGCAUGGGGAAAUUGUGUUUUGACGUGAAGAAGCGAAACCUAGACCGGAGGAAAAAAUGAUUAUUGACCAGCUGGGAUAGUCGGAUAACAGGAAUCGGGUCUAUGUGUGCUGGCAAUGAAAGCUUGUGUACUUGUAAAGCUAUAAAACAUUUGGAGUUUAAUGUGAUGCCUUUGCCUGAGUCUGAGAAUCGUAAAGUAAAACUGUAAAGUAAAAGGUUGUUUUAACCAUUUUUAAUCUCAUCGUGGCAGAGUUUUCUCAGUUUGUGUGGGCCACGGAAUGUACCACGUAGGGGGCUUGUCCUGCGUUUAAUUUCAUAUAGUCGUUUGGUUCCAAAGCCUGAAGUUGGGAGUUAAUGGGAGCCAUUGGUGGUGGAUGAGGGAGAUGGUUGAGAUUGCCGUUGCUGUUUGUCUGCCUCCUUUUCCCUAUUCUCCCGAUGUGGUUACAAUGUUUAGUAGUAUAAUGUGUUACAGAGUAAUGAUUUAAAGGCGGGUCCACAGGUCUUGCAACUUGGGAAGAUCUUUCCUUUCCGUAGAACUAGCAUCCCCGUUGGAGUUGGAUGAUGAUGUGAGGCAGUACUGGAUAAGUACUUGGACUUUAGGUGGAGCAGCAGCAAAGCACUUUCGUCCUGGUCCCUAUGGACACAAACCAGUGUAAGACGUUCACCUUAGUGCUGUCCACGGACUUAUUUUAUGUUGUGCCAGACACGGCUUUUGCGUUUUGGCCUAAACAUUUAUGCACUUUGCUUCUUUUCCAUACGUGUUUAAGGCUGGCUAGUUGGCUGAAUUAAAAGCAAGACAAGUCUGUAGCGUAGCAGAAUGGUGGAGAAACGUAGUUUCUUACAGCAAGACGCUGUGUAUGCUUGGUUUUCUGAUUUGAGUUCUUCCCAAAGGGUGGAAUUUCUGUGUGGGCUGUUGGAUCUUUGUAUCCCACUGGAACUGCGCUUUAUUGGCACUUGUCUGGAAGACUUGGCAAGGAAAGACUACAAUUCUCUUCGGGAUUCGGAAAUUAAAGCCAAUAAUCCAGCCGACUUGUCUAGUCUCACCAAUAUAACUGAUGAAGUUGUACGUAGUAAACUGUUGGUAACCCUGGCUUUGCUUACCUCAAACAAUAGGGAGGCAGCAAGAGUUCUUUACCGGACACUCACUCACAUUGAUUCUGUGAUUAACAAUUAUGGUCUUCAGCUAGAUGGCAGGACAGGAGACGAGUUCCUUUUACUGUUCACCAUGGCGUCUAACCAUCCUGCCUUUACUUUCCACCAAAAGCAGGUGCUAAGACAAGAGCUGGCACACAUUCAAGGUCUUCUGAACAGUACCAGUAAUACUAAUAAUGUAACUUUAGCUACCUGCACAGCGCCUGUGACUACUGUCAGCACUAAAAACAAUAGCAUUUGCUGCAGUCCUGUUGUCAGCUGUCAAGGCUGCCACAUGGUCUCACAGAGAGUGGAGGCUGUAAAUGGCAGUGUCAGUGGUAAUGGUUUAGAGAGUGCAGUGCAUACAUCAGCACAUUCCUUUGAGGAGUUGUCACCAAAGAGAUUUCCUGGAAAACACUCUAGAGUUGUCAAUGUUGAAAGAGUAGAACUGAAACGAGUGUCAAAAGAUGAAAAGGCUGUGGAGUGUUUAUUAGAGAUCUUUUGGUCAGAUUCAUCAGUGUCAUCUGUAACUAAAUCUCUUCAGGAGCUGACUGACUUUCUAGUGAAGCUUUCAAAGGUUUUCCCAGAAGAUGCUGAAAAAUUCAUUCCUCACCUAGCUGGUGCAAAUUCCAGUUUCCUGCAGGAGAGAAACAUUGAUGACCUGGAAAUGGAUCUUAGGUCUUUAGCUUCAUUACCUUCCCAUAUAUUGAAAAGUGACCACAUAAAGAAAUUCUUUAGUCAGCCUCUUAAGCACUUAAAUUCCAGCUCUCCUUGCUUACAUAAAACCAAUGUUAUCACAGCUGCUACUGUCAGGCCAAUAUGUAUACAGUCUACUCAAAGCAGCAACAUACAGCUAGCAGUAUCAUCUCCUUCGGCACAAUGCCCAGGAUCAUUCCCAGUCAGUACCAGCAUUUCUUUGUCCUGUAGAGCACGAGGUGAAAUGGCCUCUUUUCCUUCAGCCUCCAUAUCAAUACCAGUGUCUUCCUGUUCUCAAACAAUACAAAACCAAGAACAGACUGGGAUCCUAGACUGGCUUCGGAAAUUGAGAUUACAUAAGUACUACCCUGUUUUCCAGCAACUCAGUAUGGAGAAGUUUCUGAGCCUAACUGAAGAAGAUUUGGACAAGUUUGAAUCACUAACCACAGGUGCAAAGAAAAAACUAAAAACACAGUUGGAACUUGAAAAGUAAUGCAGUUUUUGUUUUCUAUUUCUUUCUUUUACACAUGGGAAAUAAGUGGAUGAAUUUAUACUGCUGAUGCUUCAUAUUCAGUUAUUUGCUUUCAGAUAAAGUGAUGCUAUCUAUCUUAUUAAAAUGCAGUGAAAUUUUGUAUAUUUAUAAGAUAUGCUUUGCUGUAAAGUGUUUUAAGUUUGUAUUCACUAGAUCCAUUGGUUGCACAUUUAUAGAAAGAUUUCUUGUAGACAGUUAAGUAGACUGUUUUUUUCUUCCAGGUGGAAUAUAUGUAGGAAUCUUUGUAUUGCUGUUAAGGUCAAAUUUUGUCUGCCAUUGUCAUGGAUUUUGACUGAAAAGGGUCUCAAGAC